Messenger RNA from Rhipicephalus microplus (southern cattle tick), 345 nucleotides. RefSeq names its product histone H2B-like. The record is from RefSeq and is a predicted model, not a curated record. NCBI's taxonomy places the organism in Eukaryota, Metazoa, Arthropoda, Arachnida, Ixodida, Ixodidae.
CGCGAAAUCAUGCCUCCGCAACCGUCUGGGAAAGCCGUCAAGAAGGACGGCAAGGCGCAGAAGAACGUGCGCGCCACGUACAAGAAGAAGAAGAAGUGCCGCAGGAAGGAGGGCUUCUCCAUCUACAUGUAUAAGGUGCUGAAGCAGGUGCACCCCGACACUGGUGUCUUUAGCAAGGCCAUGUCCAUCAUGAGCAGCUUCGUGAACGACAUCUUCGAGCGUAUCGCCGCCGAGUCGUCACGCCUUGCUCACUACAACAAGCGCUCGACCAUCAGGAGCCGGGAGAUCCAGACCGCGGUGUCCGAGGGCACAAAAGCCGUCACCAAGUACACCAACUCCAAGUAG